CAGGGCACAAAGAUGCUUAGGCUGGGCUGCACCAAACCUGGGUCCUGGGCCAGCUUCUGGGCCAUCCUGACCCUAGUGGGCCUGGUCGCUCGUGCAGCCCAGAAAACCGAUGUCGGCGGGGAGUCAACGGGCACCUCCAUCAACCACUCCCAGACGCUGCUCCAACGCCUGCAGGAGCUGCUGCGGCAGGGCAAUGCCAGCGACGUGGUGCUGCGGGUCCAGGCUGCGGGCACCGACGAGGUCCGAGUCUUCCACGCCCACCGCCUGCUGCUGGGACUGCACAGUGAGCUGUUCCGGGAGCUGUUGAGUAACCAGAGCGAGGUGGUGCUGCAGGAGCCCCGGGACGGUGCUGCUGUCUUUGACAAGUUCAUCAGGUACCUCUACUGCGGCGAACUGAUCCUGCUGCUGGCGCAGGCCAUCCCCCUGCACAGGCUGGCCACCAAGUACGGCGUGUCCUCCCUACAGCGGGGCGUGGCCGACUACAUGCGCGCGCACCUGGCGGGCGGUGCGGGUCCGGCGGUGGGCUGGUACCACUACGCGGUGAGCACCGGGGACGAGGCCCUACGCCAGAGCUGCCUGCAGUUCCUGGCCUGGAACCUGUCGGCCGUGGCGGGGAGCGCCGAGUGGGGCGCCGUGAGCCCCGAGCUGCUGGCGCAGCUGCUGCCGCGCUCGGACCUGGUGCUGCAGGACGAGCUGGAGCUGUUCCACGCGCUGGAGGCGUGGCUGGGCCGCGCGCGGCCGCCCCCCGCCGUGGCCGAGCGGGCGCUGCGCUCCAUCCGCUACCCCAUGAUCCCGCCGGCGCAGCUGUUCCAGCUGCAGGCGCGCUCGGCAGCCCUGGCGCGCCAUGGCCCGGCGGUGGCCGACCUCCUGCUGCAGGCCUACCAGUUCCACGCCGCCUCGCCGCUGCACUAUGCCAAGUUCUUCGACGUCAACGGCAGCUCCUUCCUGCCCCGCAACUACCUCGCGCCCGCGUGGGGCGCCCCGUGGGUCAUCAACAACCCGGCCCGCGACGAUCGCAGCACCAGCUUCCAGACGCAGCUGGGCCCCAGCGGCCACGACUCGGGCCGCCGGGUCACGUGGAACGUGCUCUUCUCGCCGCGCUGGCUGCCCGUCAGCCUGCGGCCCGUCUACGCGGAUGCCGCGGGCACCGCGCUGCCCCUCGCGCGCCCCGAGGACGGCCGGCCGCGGCUCGUGGUCACGCCGGCCAGCAGCGGCGGCGACGCGGCGGGCGUGAGCUUCCAGAAGACCGUGCUGGUGGGGACGCGCCAGCACGGCCGCCUGCUGGUCCGCCACGCCUACAGCUUUCACCAGAGCAGCGAGGAGGCCGGCGACUUCCUGGCGCACGCCGACCUGCAGCGGCGCAACUCCGAGUACCUGGUGGAGAACGCCCUGCACCUGCACCUCAUCGUGAAGCCCGUCUACCACCCCCUCAUCCGGACCCCCAAGUAGCCAAGCGGGGCCCGGGGCGGGAAGCUCGGCGUCCCUGAGGCCUCUGGAUCGGGAAAUACAGGCCCGGCACAGAUGGGCCAGAGGGACCAGGAGUGGCAUGGCCAGUGGAGGGGCCCACCCUGGCCCCUUGGGUGGAAUCCAGCUGAGGGGUGGUAGACCAGAUGCCUGGUUUCAGGAGCUGAUUUCAUGCUGACUUGAAGGUAACACGGUAGAAUAAACCAAUGCUCAGAGAGGCGAGGGGAUGAUUAAACCACCCAGUUCAUGGGUAAAAGCCGUCCAAGGAGGGCUGCACAGGUCAGGGGCUCCCCAUCUUUCUUUAGCUUUUCCCUGAGGGCCGCACCUCCACAGGGAACAGGGCAGGUAAGAGCAUCCAACUGGUCACGGCACUGGGUACCACUGUGGGAGCUUCUCACCCUGAAGCUGGGGGGCUUAG
Molecule: messenger RNA, 1882 nt
Organism: Lagenorhynchus albirostris (white-beaked dolphin)
Lineage: Eukaryota; Metazoa; Chordata; Mammalia; Artiodactyla; Delphinidae
Gene: BTBD17
Product: BTB domain containing 17
Exons: 3
Coding region: 13-1449 (478 amino acids)
Molecular function (GO): protein binding
Source: RefSeq, a predicted model, not a curated record